This is a messenger RNA of Dinoponera quadriceps, 9003 nucleotides long. Its product is annotated as mucin-19-like. Gene Ontology annotation, biological process: negative regulation of protein kinase activity; protein dephosphorylation. The transcript is spliced from 10 exons. Bases 835 to 7674 code for a protein of 2279 amino acids. NCBI's taxonomy places the organism in Eukaryota, Metazoa, Arthropoda, Insecta, Hymenoptera, Formicidae. Gene Ontology annotation, molecular function: protein serine/threonine phosphatase activity; cation binding. The record is from RefSeq and is a predicted model, not a curated record.
UUCGGGCCUGUCAUCGCGGCCGGAAAAUACAAAAUGUAGCCCAAAUAGCCAGUUCACGUUUUUCGCGUUUUUCGCCCGAAAACGCUUCGGUCGUCGCACGCUCGGCGCAAAACCAAUGCGAGAAACCAUCGCCGGCGGUGAGGCUGCGUAUGUCGGGCAUGCGCAGUCGGGCGCGCUGAUCUGCCGCUGUUCCGCGACAGUAGUAACGUCCUUUUCGUGCGCGCGGCGAGAAAGAGAGAGAGAGAGAGAGAGAGAGAGGAGUCGCAGUCCGCGCAAAAGUGGUCAGUACAAAAAGAAAGCCAGGGGACGCCGGAGGACUCGCGAGGAGGGACUGUCGUUUGAACGUGGCGCCCUUCCCGUCCCUUCCUCCGAUAUCGCCGCCUGCACCCUCCCCUCCCUCUUUCAUUAGGCCGCUACGUGCGACGCACGCAUCAACCACGGACCUAACCGAACGCGUCACUUUCUCUCUCUCUCUUUCCCGCACUCUUCGGGAGCGCGCACGCGAGAGACAGUGUUUGUAUACGUGCGGACGCGGCGUGUACGUGUACACGAGUGCUGAAUGAAUGACGUAACCUAUAUACAACGAAUAACGCGUACCAGGCGAGAGCGCACAGUGCGUUACGCCUCGGGUCGCUCCGAAGACGGACGGAGUAACCGCAUCGCUGCUGGUUACAUAGCUGGUGGUGUGUUCGGCGCGAAGAAGAGAGAGACAGAUAUACAGUGCACAACGUCGACGCGUUAUCACGCGUGAUCUCGAGCGGUGAGCGGAACGGAGCGGCGUGCGCGACGCCGCGCGCGUUGUUCGUCGCAGGCACGUGCGAGUGCGCGGCGACAAUGGCCACGGACUGCGUGGACGGCGACUACCUCGGCGCGUACGCGCGCUUCUUCGCGGAGUUCGUCGCGAGGGUGAAUCCGGACGAUCAGCUGCCGGUGAAGGUGAGCGGCUACGACAUCGGCGAGGGCGAGAUCGUCGGUGAGAUCAUCAACGUGACUCUACAGUACCUCAAUCAGACAUACUGUCCGCCGAGUUUACAGUCGUACAUCGUAUAUCUCGUGAUACAAGCGAUCAAGUCGACAUGCAAAAAGCAGCCGGAGAUCUGCGGGCUGAGGCAGCAGGAGAGGGCAUACGCGCCUCUGAAGCUCAUGCAAGCCGUCACGAACGAAGUCAACGAGAUCUGCAGGCGAUAUUUAGAUAACAGCAGGCUGGCGUUACUGCCGCCGCCUUCGUCGACUCCGCAGGUGGUGGUGGGCGCCACGAGAAAUGCCCGAAGAAAAAUGGAAGAUCGCCACGUGGUCCUGCACGACUUGCAUACUAUUUUUAAUAUUCAGGAUGACACGAUAGCGAAUUACUACGCCGUGUUCGACGGACACGGAGGGCAGGAUGCGGCGGCGUACUGCGCGACGCAUCUCCAUCAGUAUUUGGUCGAGAGUGUGCACUAUCCCACGGAUCCGGAGCGCGCGCUGCGCGACGCAUUCCUCACCACGGACGCGCAAUUCAUCGCUAAGUCGAGUACGCGGAGAUUGAACGGCGGUACCACCGCGGUGUGCGUGCUGGUGAUGGAUAAGAAGCUCCACGUCGCGUGGGUCGGCGAUUCCAUGGCCUCGCUGGUUAAGCGCGGCUGCGUGAAGCAAUUGGUAAAUCCGCAUCGUCCCGCGAGAGAAGACGAGCAGGAACGGAUUAACAACAUGGGAGGAGUCGUUAUCAAUUGCGCGGGUGUUCUGCGGGUAAACGGGUUUCUCAACAUAUCACGAGCCAUAGGCGAUGUCUCGCACAAGCCGUUCGUUACCGGCGAGCCGGAGAUCCGAUGUGUCUCCUUGGACGGCACCGAGGAUUUCCUCAUAAUCGCCUGCGACGGACUGUGGGACCACGUGGACCCGAGAACAGCCGCGCAACGAGUCUACCGGCAGGUGCUGCAAAGUCCACACGAUCUCAAGUACGUGCAACAGACUCUGCUGCAGUGCGCUAAGCGGGCGGGCUCGCUCGACAACAUCACCGUGAUCGUGGUGUUCCUGACGCCGCCGACCGAGAUCGCGUCGCGACCCCUGAACGCGCAUCCGCUACUGUCGUAUCCGGUGCCGAAUGGUCUACUGAACAACAUGGACCCGAACAAUCCGUUCCUGUCGAACGUCAACGGCCAGUUCGACGUGAACGCUGCCUUCGUCAAGCAGCAGCAGAAGCUCGACGCCGAUCUGCAGCACGAGAACGGCACCGACGCUCUCGAGCUCGACGACAAUCGCCGGCUGAUCUACGCCACGGGCUCCAGCAACGGGAAGCACGUGGAGGACGUGGACGGUAACGACGACUACGAUUACGGCGACUUAGGGCCGGAAACGGACGUCGACGCCGUCGACGACGCGCCCGACGUUCGCGACCGGCUGUCGCGCGAGCUCUUCCCCGACGACGAGAAGCCACGGCGGAUAACAAGCGAGGGUGACAACAACGUCGAGGACGACGACGACGACGACGACGAUGACGACGAGGACGACGAUCUUAACCGUGACAACGCGAACGUCCGCCGGCAGACGUACGACGAAGUCGACGUGAUGGACAAUCGUAUCCGAGGACAGAGUGAUGAGGACGUUUACGGCGCGGACGACGACGUGCCGCGCGACAACAAAGACGACGACGUGUCGCAGCCGCCACGCGGCGUCGUAGAUAGCGACGCGCGCGUCGCCCAGCCCGACGUACCCGACGUCGUCGACGACGACGACGAGUCGCCACCCUCGCCACCGCGAGCUGCUAAACCUCUUCAGCAUGUACUGAUCCCCGAAGCGGAUAAUGUAGCGGACAGCGAGGAUUCCGAGGACGAGUGGAAUUACUACCGUAUCGAUCCGAACAAAGAGGAGUCCGUAACGGCGGCCGCUGCAGCCCCGGGCGACGAGGAGAAGAACGUACGGGAGGAUCCCGAGCUUGUUGUGAAGGAUAACUCGGAAGUCCAGUCUCUGGAAGAAGCGGACGAUAUUAAAUGCGAAAGACGGACGGAGGAGGCCCCGUCUGAGCUUAUUGACACCGAUAUAAGCAACGAGAGAGAACUGAGAGAAGAGCCGGAGAAACAGCUCGCCCACAGCGAAGAAGAAGAGGAAGAAGAGAGACAAGAUCAAGAAGCAGACAUGGAUUUCCAACUGAACCCGAACGCGGCCGAGUUCGUGCCGACGGCGGUGUCGCCCACGUUGAUGGACCGCCGGAACAUCGUGGACUUCCCCAUCAGCGGCUCGCCCCUGAAGCAGACCGCGCUCGCGAUGGACGACAUCCCCGUCCCGACCCAGAGCGAGUUCGAGGAGGAAGUGUCGCAUCGGCCGCGGGAAACGGACGAGAAGGACUACACGAACGGCGACCACGAGAACCUGCAGAGCGGCGGCCUCGACGUCUCGGAGAUCUCGUCGACGAGAGCCGAGCUGGGCGACGAGUCCAUCGCGCGCAUCAUGGCGACUACGCAGCAGUGGAGCGGCAAGAUACGCGAGGGUGACACCGGCGGGCCUGAGGAAUACGACAUCGCCACGGACCCCAUGGCGAUGUCGUUCGCGCCGGGUGACCUAGAGGCGGCGUUCGAACGAGGCGUCGACCUGAACGCCGUGCACGACCUGAGCGGCACGGAGAACGAAGCCGAAGCGAACGAGUGUUACGUGCCGAUGAACAGCACACCGCCUCGCUCACCGGAACCGUACGCGAACGACGCGCAUUCACCUUUCUUGAACGAAAAGCCGGACGAUCUUCUGCACGCGUCCUCGACGCCGCACCCCGACGGCAAGUCUUCGCCCAGUCUCACGGCGGACGAGAUUUCGAGCUUGGCGGCGGAACAGCAGCAGACGCUGCUCAUGGAGCAGGAUCUCGGCGUUUGCCCGCUCGAGGACGACCGCUCGAGCGAACACGAGGCUGAGAAGCCCGAGCAGAUCGAUCGGUCGCAGCAACUGCUGGAAGAAGUAAGCGAGAACGCGCAGUUCGCGGUCUCCGAUCUGCUGCUGGAGGCUCCGAAUCCGGCGGAAUUCUGCGCGAAGGGGUCCUCUUUGUCGCCGAUGCAAGACACACUGGAGAGCGCCUCGCCGCAACCGGUGGAAGAGGAGACGACGGCGAUAUCCUCCGUGGAAGCCGAAUCCACCUCGGGCGCGUUGCUCGCCUCAUCGCCUCUGCACGUCCCCGAUUUCACGCCGAGCCGACAACACGACGACUUGGAUUCGUUCGCUCCGGACUUCGUCUCGAGCACGAGCGACGCGUCCGGCUUUCUUCAGGAUCCCUUGGACUCGAAAGCGGCGGCAUCGUCGACCGUCGCCCAGGACACGGGAAUCCUUAGCUUCACCGAGGAGCCGGCCGAAGUGACAGCGACUGCUGUGGAUCAACAACCGUGGGAGAGCGACGUUUGCGCGAUGGAGCGAGAAAACAACACGGUGACACCGGCAGCGACCGCGCGGCAAGAAUCGGCCAAUGAACAAUCGCUCCUGAGCACCGAGGCCGAGGAAAGCGCGACACUGAUGGACUACGUUUCGCAGGCCGACAAGCUGAGCGACGCGAGGAUGGACGAGACGAAGAUCACCACGGACUUCUACACGAACGAAGACAUCGAUCGGAUAAUCGAUCUGAUGGCGCCGAAGGAGGAGGUCGCGAAGCUGGAGCCUACAGAGCCGAGCUGCCACGAGUCGAUAUUCAAGGCCGACGAAGCGACGACGCUCGCAAGUGUCGACUUGAAUCUGUCGGACGACUUCCCGGCGCAAGAGCGAAUCGUGGACAGCUCCGUCGGGGAGCUCGCAGCCUCGAUGUACGGCGAGUCGGUGUUCAAGGCUGAGGAAGAGGCGCCGCCCGCGAAUGUCGACGUGAGUCUACCGGCCGAUUUGCCGGGUGAAAUCGUGAAAGACUCCGCGGAGCUCGUGGACUUGGAUUUCGGCGAGCCGAUGCUCAAGGCCGGUGAAGAAGAAACGGCUGUCGCGAACGUCGACGACGUCGCGCCGACGAGCGACACGACCGUGUCAAGUCCGUUCGCGAACUUGCUGCAAGAGCAAGCGCAGUGCGAAAUGAUCCGGUCGGUCCUGCUGGACAACGUGCCGACGGAGACCUCGGCGCCUAGCAGUGUGCUGCCGGGACCGGAGAAAGAGAAGCAGGAGGAGGAGCCCGCGGAGGUCGCAUCUACGAGCGACGCGCCGGCCGAGGAGGAGGAAGCCAUCAUCGAGAGUGCUCCCAUGCACGGAGAGGAAAGCGUGGAACCGCCGGCGGAUAUUGUCGCGAAAGUGGACGAACCGAAGACGGAAACCAUAACGGCUGCAGGAGCUGUCGCAGAGGCCACGACCGCUGCAGCGUCCACGGCGACAGGAGCCGUCACAGAGGUCACGACCGCUGCGGCGUUCACGACGACGGGAGCUGUCACAGAGGCCACGGUCGCUGAAGAAGCGUUCACGACGACAGAAGCCGUCACAGAGGCCGCCACGGUCGCUGAAGAAGCGUUCACGACGACAGAAGCCGUCACAGAGGCCGCCACGGUCGCUGAAGAAGCGUUCACGACGACAGAAGCCGUCACAGAGGCCACGGUCGCUGAAGAAGCGUUCACGACGACAGAAGCCGUCACAGAGGCCACGGUCGCUGAAGAAGCGUUCACGACGACAGGAGCCGUCACAGAGGCCACGGUCGCUGAAGAAGCGAGCAUGACGACAGGAGCCGUCACAGAGGCCACGGUCGCUGAAGAAGCGAGCAUGACGACAGGAGCCGUCACAGAGGCCAUGGCUGUUGAAGAAGCAAGCAUGACGACAGAACCUGUCACAGAGGUCAUGGCCGUUGAAGAAGCGAGCAUGACGUCAGGAGCCGUCACGGAGGCUACGGUCGCUGAAGAAGUAAGCAUGACGACAGGAGCCGUCACAGAGGCCACGGUCGCUGAAGAAGCGAGCAUGAUGGCAGGAGCCGUCACAGAGACCACGGUCGCUGAAGAAGCGAGCAUGACGACAGGAGCCGUCACAGAAGCCACGGUCGCUGAAGAAGCGAGCAUGACGGCAGGAGCCGUCACAGAGGCCACGGUCGCUGAAGAAGCUGGCACGACGACAGGAGCCGUCACAGAGAUCACGGUCGCUGAAGAAGCUGGCACGACGACAGGAGCCGUCACAGAGGCCACGGUCGCUGAAGAAGCGGGCAUGACGACAGGAGCAGUCACAGAGGCCAUGGCUGUUGAAGAAGCAAGCAUGACGACAGAACCUGUCACAGAGGUCAUGGCCGUUGAAGAAGCGAGCAUGACGUCAGGAGCCGUCACGGAGGCUACGGUCGCUGAAGAAGUAAGCAUGACGACAGGAGCCGUCACAGAGGCCACGGUCGCUGAAGAAGCGAGCAUGAUGGCAGGAGCCGUCACAGAGACCACGGUCGCUGAAGAAGCGAGCAUGACGACAGGAGCCGUCACAGAGGCCACGGUCGCUGAAGAAGCGGGCAUGACGACAGGAGCAGCAGCCGUUACAGCGGUCGCGGCCGCAGCAGCGGCCACGGCGGCGGUCGGCGCCGUCGUGAGUUCCGCGAAGACGACGAAGAGCGCGACUGCGGCGAAACGGCCGACGAAAACCACCGUCGCCGCAACUACAACGAAAGCGAGCGCGUCGACAACGAAGGUAGCAGCGUCAACGAAAUCCACGCCGACCUCGCCCUCGAAAGCCGCCGUGGGCUCGACGGCCGCGCGAACGACGAGCACGACGUCGGCGGCGGCGGCGCGGAAGCCGGCGGCUCGUCCGAAGCAGCUCGACGGGCCGGCCAGGAGCGCAGUCUCCAGCAGCACUGCGAAGAGCGUCGCGAAGACGACGACCGCCAAGGCCGCAGCGACUUCCACGAAGAGCACCGCGAUGACCUCGCGCGUCAGCUCCGGUACAACGAAAGCGAGAACCACGGCAACCUCGCCGAAGCUGAGCGCCAUCAGCAGCAGCAGCGGAGCGCCCGACAAGAAGUCUACGACGGCGAACGGCGACGCGAAGCAGCUCGCCGGCAACAAACCACCCAUCGCUGCAAAGUCGUCGACGACGAGCAAGAGCGCGACUAGCAACGGCGGCACGAAGGCUACCGCACUAGUAGUCAAGUCCUCGUCGACGACCAGCAGAACGUCCAUGUCCACCGUGGCCGCCUCCAAGCCACGACCCGUGUCCGCCUCCGCGGCCGUCAAGACAUCGUCCACGACCGCCCCUGCUUCGAAGCCGACCAGCGGCGUUAACACGUCGUCCUCCAGGCCCAAAACCGCGCCGGUCUCCAGCGGCGUCGCCAAGUCGCGCGACAACACCGCCAAAGCGAGCACAGUGAAGUCGCCCAUGAUCGACAAGCAGAUCAAGGAGACGGCCAACAAGCGAAUCUUCCUCGGACGCAGCACCACCGGGGCGUCGUCGACGGCGGCGCCGAAGGCCGCCGGCCGCGUCUCCGCGCCCGCCGCUGCCAAGUCACGCGCGAGCAGCGGGAAAUCGCCGAGCGCCGCUGCCGCCACCUCGCCCAUAAAGAAGAUCACGAAAGUCGCCGCGGCGUCCAAGCUGUCGACGACGCCCAAGACGACCCCGUCGUCGAACAACAAGGCCAAGGCGCUGCCGAACGGAGUACCCGACAGCACGGUGGCGAACAACGUUAUCUCCGCGAUGAUGACGAACGACAAGCUGGUGGUGGACGACGACGUGCCGCGGAAGGACGCGUCGCCGGUGGACGUGCCGACCGACAAUCAGCUCAUCGUGACCGCCGAUUGAAUCGGCCGACCGGCCAUCUGAGGAUCCGUCGUCGCCGCCGCUGUCAUCGCAGCAGUCUCGCGACAACGCACGCCGGCCUAGGUUUAUAUCACACGUCGUCUCGCGGACGUUUCAUCGCGCGGACCGACCGACCGACCGCGCGAAAUAGGGUUUUUCCUUCUUAUUAUUUAUGGAGAGAAAAAAAAAGAAAAAACUACACGCCUGCGCGCGCGCAGAACGUACGCUAGUAGUGCUUAGGGAAUAUACUAUAAUGUAUGUCGACCGGAGAAUUUUUACUAUUAUUACGUAAAUAUAUAUAUAUAUGUAACGGAGAUGUUUCUAUCUACCAUCGAGAGGUGGAAGAGGGCGAGGGAGGGGGGGGGAGGAGCGAGAAGGAGGUAGGAGAGCGACGCGCAUACCCUAAACAUUGCUUUCGACAUUGCCGCGAUUCGCAAAGUUAAAUUAGAAGCAAAAUCGUGGAAAUAUAUAUUAAGGAGGGGAGAAGGUGAACGAAGGAAAAGCGAAGCUUAGGAGGAGGAGAUGGAAACCAUGGGGAUUGAUGAUAAUUAUGUAAAUAUGACGACGAGUAUGAUUUACGUAAUAUUUAAUCCUUGUGCUGAGAUCGCGAGAGGAAUCAGGUGGUGCCCGUGACGGCCUGAAAGAAAAAAAUGGACUUUCAACCUUUAUCCUAACUGAACAAUGUGGCGGUAUGUUACUCUUAACUUUUAACAAAACUCGAUGGAUUUUUUACAAUUUUUUAAUUUUAUAUAUGCAUUAUAAUUGAUAACGAUUACUCGUGACACACCUACUCGUGCAAAAAAGGAAGAGUAAAUGAAACGAGGGGAAACGGGAAAGAGAGAGAAAGAGUGUGGGAGAAGAGAGAGAUAUGAAGAAGAGAAGGAGGAAGCGUAUUUAUUAUUGUUUGUUCCUAUUCUUAACGUUGAAUUCAUUGCGAGAUAUACAGGCAAUGACGGCGAGGAUAAUAGUGGAUCGAAAAGGAGAUGAUUCUUCGUGCGAAGAUUAGUCAAGAAUUUUAUUGGUAAAACUGCACGCACGUAUAUUUCGCAAAAAAGAAACCAGUGCUCUCUCUCUUACGAUUUAAUUCGAUUUAUGCACAAUUAUAUGUUUAGUAAUUUAUAUUUUGGUGAUGUAGUUUCUUUUUCUCGUUUAGUUUUAGAAAUGUUAUUUUAAUCGUAUUCUAAUAAUAAUUGUAUAUGUGCAGGACACGAGUUCGUUGACGCGUGACACCAGAUUCUCGAAGAUCGUUCGAGCCCCAAGUAGAGAGAAAGAGAGAGAGAGAGAGAGAGAGAGAGAGAGAGAGAGAGAGAGAGAGAGAGAGAGAGAGAGAGA